AUGGAAGACGACGAUCUCUACAACACCUACUUCGCUCUGGAUCCGAACUUGACGUACUACUACCCAAAGUCUACAAUCCUAGAUAUCCAACACAGGCGAGAGACUUUGGAUGGGAAACUGUUCUUUGAUCUGCUUUUAGCAGAGGUGGCAGAGCUGCCAAAUGCGUCAAAACUGUAUCCACCAAAGAACACGGGCGAGCUGCGCGAUCUUUAUAACGCCAUUUUAACAUCAGAAAAGUUGGAUCUCUUGAAGAAGCACUCAUUCUUUUACUAUGUUCUGAAAGACUGGAAUGCCGAGACAGAGUUUGCCAGGGCAAUGCUCAUACCACCUCACUGGUGCCGGUUGAUGGAUGCGUACUGGUAUCUUGAUCAAAUGGAUUUUCCGUUUGCGCUUUUCAACCUGUCGACACCCUCUCUGAAUCCCAACUUUUCCGACAAGAUUGUAACGACACUUGCUGUACACGCACCUCCUGUUGUUGCGGUGACGUUUGUCCAAGUAGCGCAACCAGCUCUGGAAAACACAGAUGUUAUCAAGGCUUAUAUGUCGGCUCUCUCCCGGACUAGUGUUGAGGCGGCUUUCACGUAUCAACGAACGCUUCCGCCAGAUCUGAGGGAAAUUCUUUUCGCAGAUCUUCUUCACAUGUGUCUGGAAUAUAAGCCCGGAGCCUCGCUUGCGCAGCUGGUUCGGCUUCCAUUGGAUGCGAUUGAGGAAGACAUCUUGACCAAGACGUACUCGCAAUCAGCUUCGGAGUUGGCAAAGGAGACAUUGUUAGUGUGGUGUCUGCAUCGAGGGAAAACGAACGAGGCACUGGUAAUGGCCAAAUCAAAGUUAAAAUCGGCGACUACAGGGCUUGGAGGAAUGAAAGAUGAGCUUGAGAGGGGGAUGUACAAGUCGAUGCUACAGGUGCAAAGGCAGCUGCCAGGCAACCACUGA
Messenger RNA from Saitoella complicata NRRL Y-17804, 933 nucleotides. RefSeq lists its product as uncharacterized. The record is from RefSeq and is a predicted model, not a curated record. The coding region runs from base 1 to 933 and encodes 310 amino acids. The transcript is spliced from 4 exons. Lineage: Eukaryota; Fungi; Ascomycota; Saitoellomycetes; Saitoellales; Saitoellaceae.